Molecule: messenger RNA, 2420 nt
Organism: Engraulis encrasicolus (European anchovy)
Lineage: Eukaryota; Metazoa; Chordata; Actinopteri; Clupeiformes; Engraulidae
Gene: hibch
Product: 3-hydroxyisobutyryl-CoA hydrolase
Exons: 14
Coding region: 90-1238 (382 amino acids)
Biological process (GO): L-valine catabolic process
Cellular component (GO): mitochondrion
Molecular function (GO): 3-hydroxyisobutyryl-CoA hydrolase activity
Source: RefSeq, a predicted model, not a curated record
CCAAUCAGUAACUUGAUUCUGCUCGGAAGACAAAACAGGACAGUGUGGGCUCACUUUGGGUUGUCUAAAAUCCUACACGGUACUCCACAAUGUCAAUAACAGUCUUGAAAUCUGCAUUUAGACUAAGAUCUAUCUGCAGAUUGCAAAGGAUACAAGGUCAUAUGAUGUCCAGUCAUGCUGGGUCAGAGGUGCUCCUGGAGAGGGUGGGGAAUGCUGGCGUUAUCACCCUGAACAGGCCCAAGGCCCUCAACGCACUCAACCACAACAUGAUAAAACACAUCUAUCCACAACUCAAGAAAUGGGAAACGGACUCAGGCGUAGACAUUGUCAUUAUCGAAGGAGUAGGAGGCAAAGCCUUUUGUGCAGGUGGCGAUAUUAGAGCUGUAACAGAUGCUGGCAAAGCGGGGGAUCCCAACGCUAACGACUUCUUCAAAGAGGAAUACAUGCUGAACUACAAGAUUGGUACUUACAAAAAGCCAUACGUCGCCCUGAUUGAUGGAAUCACAAUGGGAGGUGGCGUUGGCCUAUCAGUCCAUGGACGCUUUCGGGUGGCGACUGAGAAGACUCUCUUUGCCAUGCCGGAAACAGCCAUUGGGCUGUUUCCUGACGUGGGGGGCGGCUACUUCCUGCCCCGGCUGCAGGGCAAGCUGGGCAUCUUCCUGGCGCUCACCGGCUUCCGCCUCCGCGGCCGAGACGUGCUCCGAGCCGGAGUGGCCACUCACUUUGUGGAGGCAGAGAAGAUGGGUGCCCUUGAAAAGGAUCUGACUGGCCUGAAAUCUCCCUCCUCCAGUGAUGUGGCCCAAGUCCUGGACUCGUAUCAGCAGCAGAGUGGGCUUGAUGCAGACAAACCCUUCGCCCUUGAACAGCAUAUGGAAGCCAUCAACAGGCUGUUUGAUGCCAGCAGCGUGGAGGGAAUCAUUGAGAAGCUGAAGACCGAUGGCUCCCCAUUCGCCAAGAAACAGGCGGAGACCCUGGCCAAGAUGUCUCCCACGUCCAUGAAGCUGACCCUGAGGCAGCUCCAGCACGGGGCCUCCAUGACUCUGGCUGAGGUGCUGGCCAUGGAGUACAGGCUCACACACGCCUGCAUGAAAGGUAAAGAUUUCUACGAGGGAGUCCGAGCAGUGCUAAUCGACAAGGACCAGAGUCCCAAAUGGACGCCUGCCACCCUGGAGGAGGUCUCAGACCAGUCAGUUGAGGACAGCUUCAAGUCCCUGGGGGAGCGUGACCUCAAGCUGUAAGCACCACACCACACCACACCGACACCGCGCCACUCUCCUGACCUGGCAGGACCUCUGGGAUCCGACUCACCCCAGGGCUCACCCCCACAUGCCCUCUCUCAUCAUGGAGUGCGUUGCAAUAUGCGACCUUGCCUCCUCCACUUGCUUCUCGUCAUGAUGACAUCACUGACAACGGCAUUGUAUUUCAAUAUCUUGCAAAAGCUCAAUUGUAGAGUCUUUUUCUCAUUUGCAAUUGGGAUGGUGAAUGAAAAACAGUCCCUCAAAAGUUGUUGUGGCUAGGCUGACAGCUGGGAAACUUUAUCGUUUUCUCCACGGAGGAGGGGCCAGGAGGCGGGACAAGGAGACAAGCGCAAGUGGAGGAGGCAAGGUCGCAUAUUAAAACGCACUCAUGGCCUUUUCCACUAGCGGGUACAGUGGCAACAACACACUAGAGGUGUCAAAUCCUGAUGUAAAAACCUUGCCACAGUUUCCUUCCAACACGGAUGACUUCACCAAAUUAACUGGGGUGGUGUUUCACGAAAGCGUAGUUGCUAGCCAGUUAGCAACUUGGGUAGAUGCCAAUGCGAAAUUGCACUGAAAAAACAACAAAGUAGCUAACGUAGUUUCCAGAAAUACACCCCAAAAACCUUGCCACAGUUUAUUUCCAGAAUGGGUGACUUCACUGAGUUAACUGGUCUUGAGGACUCGUUUUGAUCAACUGUGUUAGAGGAGCUGAUUUGAUCAAAUUUGUAAAGUGAAAAAGACUUGAUCACACUGUUGCCUGUUAAUUGUUCUACAAAUCUUAACUUCUUCAAGUGGAUCAAAUCUGUGGCAGGGUUGUUACUGUCUGAAUCCAGGCUUGUCACCUCUACUGUAACACACUACAGAGCCAGUGCCCUUUCCUACUGUAUGCUGCCUAUGCAGUGAAUGCUGCCUAUUAUGGCAGACUCUAUACGGACUCAAACUCACCACCGAGUGCUUUAUAUUUGAUUGAUAUUCAUUUGUCUUUCUUUUUUUGUAAUAAGAAAUAGAAAUUGUGUUUGAUACCUGAUUGCUUAAUUUGUCUAUGGAUUGUAGAGCGACAUUCUUAUAUUCUCACAACUGAAAUGGGCGUUUCGACAGACCAGGUCAUGGUCCUAAGCAGAUGAAACUCUUAUUGUACAUUGAAAACAAGUUCAAUAAAAAGAACAAUGGUGUUUGGUA